Messenger RNA from Fusarium sp. VM40, 4110 nucleotides. The record is from the annotation of a GenBank genome assembly. NCBI's taxonomy places the organism in Eukaryota, Fungi, Ascomycota, Sordariomycetes, Hypocreales, Nectriaceae.
AUGGAUGUCGAGGCACUUAUCCAGCAGCUCACUCUAGAGGAAAAGGUCCAGCUGACGGCCGGUGUCGGUUGGUGGCAUACAACAGCUAUUGAACGGCUGUCAAUUCCGCCCAUUCGCCUAUCCGAUGGCCCCAAUGGCGUCAGGGGCACCCAUUUCUUUGACAGCACCCCGUCUUCUUGCCUCCCUUGUGGUACAGCACUAGGCGCAACUUGGAACACUGACUUGAUCUAUCGACUCGGUCAACUACUCUCCGAUGAAGCCCACGCCAAAGGCGCCCACGUUCUUCUUGGGCCUACAGUCAACAUCCAACGGGGACCAUUGGGCGGUAGAGGCUUCGAGUCGUUCUCAGAGGACCCAGUUCUCUCGGGAAUACUUGCAGGUCAUUAUGUGCGCGGUGUGCAAAAAGAUGGUGUUUCUGCCACGAUGAAGCACUUUGCAUGCAACGAUAUGGAGAGUGCUCGAAUGGCUGUCAAUGUCCAGGUUACGGAAAGGGCAUUACGAGAGGUGUACUUGCUUCCUUUUAUGAUUGCUGUAGAAAUGGCAAACCCAAGAGUUUUCAUGACAGCCUACAGCAAAAUCAACGGAACACACUGCCCUGAUAAUCACCAUUUGCUUCAAAAUAUCCUACGCGAUGAAUGGAAAUGGGAUGGCCUGGUCGUCAGUGACUGGUUCGGCACCUACAGCACAUCUGAAGCGAUCAACGCAGGACAAGAUCUAGAAAUGCCGGGUCCCACUAGAUGGCGUGGCGAGAACCUGGUGCAUGCAGUCACAUCCAACAAGGUCAAGCGAUCAAAGUUGGACGAACGUGUAAGGAAUGUCUUGAAGUUGGUCAAGCAUUCUAUCGAGAAUACCAAUAUUCCACCAAAUGCACCCGAGACUCAGCUCCAAAAUGAGAAAAACACUCGUUUACUUCGCGAAGCUGCCGCAGAGUCAGUGGUUCUACUCAAGAAUGAUAAGAAUAUUCUGCCCUUGGACCCUUUGAAGCGAGUCGCAGUCAUUGGUCCCAAUGCCGAUGUCAGCACAUAUUGUGGCGGUGGAAGUGCCAGUCUCCGAGCUUACAACACCGUUUCACCACUCGAUGGCAUCAAGGGAAUUAGCAAAGACGUUUCUUUUGCAAAGGGGUUGUACGGCCAUCGAUCAUUGCCUCAGCUAGGCAAGGCCCUGCGAACGGUGGACGGAAAGCACCAAGGAUUCACUUUACGCAUUUACAAUGAGCCGCCUCCAUUGUCAGAUCUGGAUACUCGCAAAGUUCUCGAGACAAGAAUUCUAGACGACGCCAACGUGUGGUUCGUUGAUUACGUGCAUCCAGACCUAGCUGAGAUCUGGUAUGCCGAGAUAGAAGGCGUUAUGGUUCCAAAGCAGUCUGGAGAAUGGGACUUUGGUCUUUGUGUCCACGGCACCGGCGAACUCUUCAUCGACGGUCAGUUGGUUGUGUCAAACGUCAAGGACCAGAAGCCUGGAAGUUCAUUCCUGGGCUGCGGCACAAUUGAGAAGACGGGUUCCAAGGUACUCGAGAGUGGCAAGCCUUACAGCGUCGUUGUGCGCUGGGGUUGCGACAAGACCUCUGAUCUCAAAGUCUCUGGUGUCGUCGAUUUCGGACAGGGAGGUAUGCGCCUCGGAGGCUGCCCCAGACUAGAGCCGCGUACAGCAGUUCAAGAGGCUGUCGAACUAGCCAGGUCGGUCGAUCAAGUUGUUUUAUGCGUCGGAACAAGCGGAGAAUGGGAGAGCGAGGGUCAAGACAGGCCCAAUAUGUCGCUGCCUCCCGGAAGUGAUGACCUGAUCGCCGCUGUUCUCGAAGCAAAUCCCAACACUGUAAUCCUGGUUCAGAGCGGUACCCCCAUCUCAAUGCCGUGGGUCGAUCAAGCUAGCACUGUUGUGCAGGCCUGGUUUGGUGGCAACGAGGCAGGCAACGGAAUUGCCGACGUCCUGUUUGGCGUCGUUAACCCUGCCGGUAAACUCCCAAUCACAAUGCCUCGUCGUGUGUCAGACAACCCCAGUGCCCUUAGCUUCAGGUCUGAAGGAGGUAGAGUGCUCUACAGCGAAGAUGUGCAUGUCGGCUAUCGCUGGUAUGACACUUUAGACAUUGAGUCCAUGUUUCCUUUCGGACAUGGACUGUCUUACACGAGCUUUGAACUCUCUAACCUAAGUAUCGAAGAAUCUUCGGCCUCUGAGAGUAAGAAGCUCAUUGUGGGCGUUGACGUGAACAAUACUGGUUCGCGUGCCGGCGCUGCUGUCGUACAGGCUUACGUCAAGCCUCCCCACGCGACAUCACUCACAGCCUGUCCCCUUGAUACUAUCACAAGAUCAAGCAAGGAACUUAAGGGCUUCGCUAAGAUUCACCUUGAGGCGGGUGCAAAUGGUACUGCAAAGAUGGAGCUAGAUGUGCUCCGUGCGACAAGCUAUUGGAGCGAGACGGAGGAUUGUUGGUGCAGCGAUGCUGGAGAGUAUUCAAUUUUGGUGGGAACGAGUAUUUUGACAUUCCUACGAGACCUCGAGGACCUAAACGGAGAAGGUGACUUCCCCAGAAUAAACCAUGUCCAUCAAGUCAAUAAUGGUGGUGGUCUUUCUUGUGCUGACAAUGGCUCUAGGACACAACAGCCAGCGGCGAUUUCUCCCGAAUUCCACGUCUAUAGUCCCAGCCAGUAUCAAGCCGGAGAGAUCCAUUCGGAUCAGGAACAUGUUUCGACACCAUCAAACAGUACUCAUAUGAGACUAGAAUGCACAUCGCCCCCCAGCGAAACAUCAAGAACAUGCCCAUCCGUCCCCCUCCCGGCCCUGCUCAUCAACCAAGAUGAGUCAGAAAACAUCGAAUAUUUCGAACACCAGUUCCAAACUGACGAGUUAUGUCCCCGGGCUCUAUUUUUGUCCAUUAUGGCGGACUUCAUCGACCACAUAUACCCGCUGGUUCCUGUGGUCCAUCUACCAACGUUCCGCGCUGAUUUGGCCACGAAUCGAGAUAUACGCGACCUCGACUUCCUAUUACUCAUUGUUUCGCUAGCAACUCUGACUGUGGGACUGUUGCCUUCUAAGUUCGACAGUUAUCAAGCUCUCGCUUCCCGCUUUGGUACACGUACAGCGAUGAUCAACCACUGCGCACAAAUGUGCCUGCGUCUUCGCCCGGCAGACUACUGGGACCAUAUCAGCCAUCGGAAAUGGGCUGUGGCAUAUUGCCUUGCCGUAGGGGCCUUUCAAACGGGCCAGAUGAAUCAAAGUCGGAUGUUUGACGCUGAGUCGAUGCAAAUCGCUCGACUUCUUGGGAUGCAUCUCAUCUCGGAGUAUGAUGGGCUUAAUCCCAUCGAGACUCAGCUCAGAAAGAAGUCUUUCUGGCUACAGCUUUACACGUUUGCACAUUCUAAAAUCCAGCCCGGACGAAGCAACCACCUGACUUAUCUCGAUAACUAUGUCCUACGAGACAUAGACUUCGCUGCACUAGAGCCGCUCAAUAUUCUAGAUGAGAACAUCCUAGAGACCGGUAUUGUCGGCCAAGUGCCCUCAACUCCACCCGUCGGAUUACCAAAUAAUACAGAAUCUGAUGACGACGCACCAUUCAACACCACGACCGUCUUUAUAAUGGCCUCUCGGGCAUUUCUCCUCGGAAUGAGAGAGUCUAUGUAUAAUGAUGGCUGCAACUGUGGUUUCGGCAGAUCCCCAGAGGAGCGUCUACCAAGACUCAAAGACUUGCUAAACCAGUUGCGAUAUAAUCUAGAUGGGCUACCUACAUACAUGCGCCAAUGGGGUCCAGGCGAUAACUAUCACUCGUUCAAUAGCAGCGAUGCUCACCAGAGUGCUUUUACCGAAUCUCAUAUCACCCACUCCCAGAACGAAAUCACAAGAGCAAACUUACAUGUUACCCACCUGUGGCUUCAGAAUUUUCUCCUCGACAAGAUGGAUGUGGUACUGCAGGAAAUAAACGACAGAGGACAGCCUGCAGAGAAUGAUAUGGAUAUCAUAGGUCAGCUUAAGCAAAAUUGGAGGGAGCGUGAAGACGUCGCCCGUCAAUUGCUACAUAUUCUACACAGCAUCCCUCAUGCAUGUCUCGAGCCAAACGGGCUUUAUCUUGUUAGUAUCAAAGUAGGCACGAUCCACUUGCCUUUGCUAAAAUCUACAUGA